Danio rerio (zebrafish) is the source of this 1773-nucleotide messenger RNA. It is a transcript of the gene faah, whose product is annotated as fatty acid amide hydrolase. The record is from RefSeq and is marked provisional. NCBI's taxonomy places the organism in Eukaryota, Metazoa, Chordata, Actinopteri, Cypriniformes, Danionidae. Gene Ontology annotation, molecular function: fatty acid amide hydrolase activity.
AUGGAGAGUUUUAAUUUGAAGCGACUUCAUUUAGACAUGAACGUCAACUGGACGCCGAUGUUUGCAGCCACAGUUUGCGGCACAGGUGCGAUAUUUCUUUUCUGGAAAUGGAGAAAUAACCAGAAGAUUCAGAAUAAAAUACUAAACGCGCGGAGAAGAAGAGAUAAAUCACUUGAGCAGGCUGAACAAGCGGUGCAGCGAUUUAAAAUACAGAACCCAGGUUUCCAGAGCAGCUCUAUAGUGUCUUUGUCUUUGUCGGAGCUCACUGGGAAACUGCAGGACGGCUCUCUGCAGCCUGAUGCCGUGCUUUACGCUUUCAUGGAGAAGACUCUGGAGGUGAACAGGAAUCUGAACUGUGGCACUGAGAUGUUGAUGGAGUCUGUGGCACAACUGAAAGACAUGAACACUCAAAAGAAAGGCCUUCUGUAUGGAGUCCCCAUCAGCAUCAAGGACAAUUUUGGAUAUAAGGGUCAUGAUUCUUCAUGUGGAGUGGUGAGUAAAUUGGAUCAGCCGGCGGUCAUGGAUAGUGUGAUCGUUACAGUGCUGAAGAAGCAGGGAGCAAUACCCUUCAUCAAGACCAACAUACCACAAGGUCUUCUCAAUUAUGACUGCGGUAACCCCAUUUUUGGACAAACCUUAAACCCCUAUAACCUCCAAAAGACAUCCGGCGGCUCAUCCGGAGGGGAAGGAGCUCUGAUUGGAGGAGGAGGCUCCAUUCUGGGCCUGGGCACUGAUAUUGGUGGGAGCAUUCGUAUCCCAUCAGCCUUCUGUGGGAUCUGUGGGUUCAAGCCGACAGCUAGAAGGCUAAGUACACGAGGAAUUGACACUUGUGUGAAAGGCCAAAAGUCAGUUUUGUCCUCUAUUGGGCCUUUGGCACGAGACGUCGAGAGCUUGGCACUGUGCAUGAGGGCGCUACUCUGUCAGGACAUGUUCAGCUUGGACCCCACCAUCCCUCCAUUACCAUUCAACCAAGAGGUGUAUGAGAGCUCAAAGCCCCUGAGGAUUGGUUAUUAUGAGACAGACGGUUACCUGCAGCCGUCUCCAAGCAUGGCUCGGGCCGUCAGGGAGACCAAGGAGCUGCUGGAGAGAGCGGGACACACGUUUGUUCCUUUCCAACCACUGCGGCUCUAUAAUAUCUUCCAUGAAUUGGCUCUCAGGGGAAUCUUGGGUGAUGGAGGUGAAACCCUCUUCAGUCAUCUGAAGGCUGGCCCCCUUGACCCCUGUCUCUGCUCUCAGCCUGUAACAUUGGGCUCUCCACGCUUCAUCAGGAAGAUGCUUUCAUUUCUGAUCAAGCCUUUUUUUCCAAGGAUUUCUGCAAGCUUGCACGGCACCUGUGGACUUGGGUCUGUAGCUGAAUUAUGGAGGCAGCAUGCAAAUGUUGAGGAAUACAUCCAGGAGGUGAUAGCGGAGUGGAGGAGACUGGAUGUGGAUGUUUUGUUGUGUCCCAUUCUCGGACCAGCCUUCAAUUUCCACUACUGUGGCCGUCUUAACAGUGCUCUCAGUUACACCACCCUCUACAACCUGCUGAACUUCCCCGCCGGUGUGGUGUGUGUGUCUGCGGUGACGGAGGACGACGAGGCUCAGCUCCGCCAGUAUACUGGAGCACAUGGUGACCCGUGGGACAAACUCUUCCAACAGGCAGUAAAGGGUGGCGUUGGUCUCCCGGUGGCGGUUCAGUGUGUGUCUCUGCCGUGGCAGGAUGAAAUGUGUCUGCGCUUCAUGAGGGAAGUUGAACAGCUCACAGCCAAAAACAAACUCACCAGGAAACAUUAA